CCGCCCUGCCGCCGCCGGCGUCGCCAUGGACCCGUCGGGCUCGACUUGCUCGAUGGCCGACACGCCUCGCCUGCUGGUGGAGGACUCGCAGCCGGAGCCGGAGCCGGAGCCGGAGCGGGGCGGAGCGGCGCUGAGCCCGGUCCUGGAGCCGCCGCCGCCGCCGCCGCCCUCGCUGGUGUGCCCGGAGGCCGGCGAAGUUCCACCUGCAGACGUAAGGAAACCCAGCAGUGAUUAUUCUAAAGGUUCAAGCUCCGUGUCCAGCCGUCUCCCUGGAAUCAUGCAGCCCCAUAAAGAAACUCCCGAGAGCCCAGGGUCUGCCUGCCUCCUCCUGGAGAGGACGCCGCCAGUGAAGAACCCUCGUCCUUGGCCAUUGGAGGAGGCUGAGCCUGUCUCUUCUACGCAGGAGGACAUGUUUGGCCAGAAUAGCUCAACAGCUCAAGGCAGACUGGAAGAGGCAGGUUCCCCAUCAUCCACUCCAGCGGAUCCUCUGCGCGUCCUUCAGCUCUCUGGACAAGGGCCUCUUUCCAAUUGUGCUUCAGGUCUUGCUAGAACAACUUCUGAUGUCUUACAACCAGUGCCUUUUAUUCUUCCCAGAAGCCCAACUGAACAGGAGGCAGGAGGAAAGCAGGAAAGCCCACCGUUGGAGACUGCAGGCACCCUUCAGGGCUCUGGUCCAGGGUCUCAAGAUGCUUUUGUGCUGCCAUCCCAGCCCGAGUUCUCUCACGACACCUUUCUCCCCACUCCAAGCCUGGAGGAAGGCUGUAAGACAGGAGCCGAGAAAGGAGGACCUUCUGCCGAGGCUUCCCUGGCAGAGGCUUCCCGAGAGGACGACUGUGUCCUGGCCCUCUCGGCCAGUCAAGGCAGUCCGGGGACCCCAGCGGAGGAGGGGAAGACCACCGGCCAUGCUGCUUCGCGUGCUUUGGAGGAGAAGCUCCGCUUGCCUGAGGACUGCAGUGAACAGGAGGCUGACGAGGAGACUUCCCCUGGUGACGACCCUUGCAGUGACCCUGGCCAGGAAGGCGGCGUGCCAAGCAGGGCCUCUUUGCUCCCGGAGGGUGAAGCUGUCCCAGAGACUCCCUGUGAAAAGCCAGAAGAAGCCACGUUGCUGGAUGAAGGGCUUUCCCUUCGUUUGACGAUUUCCCAAGCCGUAGAGCAAGCAGAAUGCUCUGCACUCGGGGAAGCCUUUCCCCCAAACGAUCCACAGGUAACUGGCGAGUCAGGAAAGCUAGCGCAAGCUCCUCUGGAUCAUCCCAGCAAGGCUGGGCUGGAAGUGCAGAGCCUGAGUCGGAGGGUCCAUCCUGGAACGAUGCUGAAGCAGACCGAUUCUGAGCCCCAGCCGGAGCAGGGGAGCAGGCAGUCCCAGAGAAGAGCUGGUAGUUUUCCUGGAGAGAUUCUGCGUGCCCAUGCCCCGCCAGAGCCACCCUUUGGCGUCUUACUGGCGAACGAGAGAGAUGCCCUCACCCCGCCUCUGGCGGGCCAGCACAAGAAAGGCCCCAGGCACAGCACCCCCAUCGUGGUGGCAAGCGAUCCAGAGCACCCUGCGAUUGGCCCAGAGGGCAGAGACGGCGCCUUGGAGGGGGCUGGCUCGGCUGGCAUGGCAGCCAUGGAGGAGAGCCCCCCAGGGAGUUCUGUGGUGGCCUGUGAAGAGGACGGGGGGCUCUCCCUGCGUAGGAGCCUGGUGACCCCCGUGAUGGAAGAGAGUGACGAGCCUCUGCCUUUCAGCCUGGAGAAGCCUGAAGGCAGGGAAAGGACGAACGGGCUGGCCACCGCAACCAGUCCCAGUUCUCAGAAGACGCCGUCGGUGUUCGCUCGAGUCUGUGGCCCUCUCCCUGAAGAAAAGGCUCCGGGCCCAGGACAGCCGUCGCCCCUGUUCAGGGGUGACUUGUUCAAUUUUCCAAGUUCCCAAGAAGAAGAGGAGCCACCAGGGACCUGGAAGGAUCAGCAGAAGUGUGUCUCCUUGGGCUUCAGGCCAGUCCCGCCUUCUGAGCUGGUGGCUACAGAGCGAGCGGAAGGCUGUGCUGAAGUGGCAGGAGAGGCCAUGGAGGUUGCCCUACUGCUGCAGCGAGGGGAGGAGGGGCAUGGGGGCGCCCCAGAAGAAAAGCCCGCCCCAGAGUCGGGAUCCAGCCGUGGCAAGAGCCCCCAGGCUCCAGGGGAGCGCCAAGGAGACCCAGCAGGCCCCAUCUCAGCUGCCACGCAGACGGCCUCUCCCGCUCAGGUGGACGUGGGCACCAGCACCGCCCCUCCUCUGCUCCUCCAGUGCAGCGCCAGCGUGCAAACGGAGAGGGACUUUAUGUGGCGGCCCGGAAGCCCCCCAGAGGCCUCGCCCAGUCAGAAGGAGGAAGAAUUUGAACUGCCCCACCCACCAGCAGGUAGAGUCCUACAGCGCCAUGUGAGAACAAUUCGGGAAGUGCGCACCCUCAUAACACGUGUCAUCACAGAUGUUUACUACAAAGAUGGCAGCGAAGUGGAACGACAGGUGGUUGAGGAGCGAGAAGAGCCCCACGUGGAUUGCUACGAGUGUGAGGUGGACGUCUCUCCUUCCCGGACAGGGGACUUUUCUCCGACCUCCGGAGACCUUGGAGACCUCAGCUCCUUCUCCUCCAAGGCGUCAGGACCUCACCAGACGUCCAGCGGAGGAAGCAGUGCUCUGUCUGCCACUCGCAGCCGCCUAAACUCUGCAGGCCCACGAAGAGGCUCUCAAGACUCGGCCUUGUCCACGGCCAGGAAGCCAAGCCCAAAGAAAGGGACCGGCUUCUGCCCAGCGCAUCGGGACCAUGGCAAGGCCGCCGUGGGGGACGAGGCGGGAGACCCUGGCCCCAGCAACCAGCAGUGCAGAGGCGCACCUCUCACCCCCCGUGGGCGAGGGCGAAGGGGCCGCCCCGCUUCCCGAUCCACCGGAGCAAGGGGCUCCAUGCAGGCCGAGGCAGAUCUUUCAGCCGGCGCCUCUUUGGAUGGGCAGCCCGGCCUGGGUCCACAUCUGGAGGGACGGGAGCAGGCUGAGACCCCUCGGUGCCGCAGUGGCUCCCCUGAAAUCCCUCUGCAGGAGCAGUCAAGCGCCUCUGACGAUCCCAGGCCCCCUCCCCCUGGGAGUUGCCUGGUGGGCCUCCGGGUGGUGGCCAAGUGGUCCUCCAAUGGCUACUUCUACUCUGGGACCAUCACGCAGGAUGUGGGCGGGGCCAAAUACAGACUGCUCUUUGACGAUGGCUAUGAAUGCGACGUUCUGGCCCGAGACGUCCUCCUGUGCGACCCCCUCCCUCUGGAAACGGAGGUGACGGCGCUCUCCGAGGAUGAAUACUUCAGCGCAGGUAACCACCUGUUGGUUCGGAAGACACCCGUCACUCGGGGUGGCGGGACAAGGGGAGGGAGCAGGAUUGGGGCCUCGGCCUGUAGCUCUGCCUUUGCUGCAGGUGUGGUCAAGGGCCAUCGGAAGGAGGCGGGGGAGCUGUUCUAUUGCGUCGAGAAGGACGGACAGCAGAAGUGGUACCGGCGGACGGCGGUUAUCCUGUCCUUGGAGCAAGGGAACAGGCUCCGGGAGCAGUUUGGACUCGGCCCGUGCCAGCCGGCCACUCCUCUGACCAGGGCCGCCGACAUCAGCCUAGAUAACCUGGUGGAGGGAAAGCGGAAAAGACGCAGCCUUGCUCCAUCCAGCCCCGCCAGUGGCAGCACCACCACGCCUGUCCGCAAGAGCCCGGAGCCCCUUUCCAGCAAAAGGAAACUGGCCGCUGUCUCAGAAGAGGAGCAGUCCCCAGCCAAGCGGGGGCGGCACCUGGCCCUGUCGAAAACAGGAGCUGCAAAUGCCAGGGAGAUGGCAAGCCCGUCAGGUGAUCACUUGGCACCUGAUCACCGAUGGGGCCCUUUGCCCCAGAACAAAACCCUUUUUUUGGGCUACGCCUUCCUUCUCUCCAUGGCAAAUGCAACAGAGAAGCUUUCUGGUCACCCAAAGACUGCAGUGAGCAGCGAAGAAGAAGAAGAAUUAGUGGAGAGAGUACCUUACAACAAACCCUACACUGAGCUGCAGCUCCAAGCAGGAGGAGGUUUCAUCCUAGAAGACUUCAAUGAAAGCCAGUGCAGCGCAGCCUACGAGUGCCUCCUGAUAGCAGACCAGCCCUGCCGCACCCGGAAGUACUUCCUGUGCCUUGCCCGGGGAAUCCCGUGUGUCUCCCACAUGUGGGUCCAUGACAGCUGCCUGGCCAAUCAGACUCAGAACUACAAGAACUACUUGCUGCCAGCUGGCUACAGCCUGGAGGAAGAGCGGUUGCUGGAGUGGCAUCCACGGAAGAACCCCUUCCAGAGGCUGAGGGUGCUCCUGGUGUCUGACGAGCCCCAAAACUUCCUGGAACUCUGGUCCGAGAUCCUGAUGAUGGGAGGAGCCGCUUCCGUUAAGCAGCAGGAAUCCUCCACGUGGAAGAAAGAUGUGAGUUUGGGCGUGUUUGAUGUGGUGGUGACGGAUGCCUCCUGCCCGGCUGCCAUGGUGCCCUGUGCCAAAGCAUUACAGCUGCCAGUAGUAACCCAGGAGUGGGUGAUCCAGAGCCUCAUUGCUGGAGAGUGUGCUGGGUUUAAAUACCCGAAGUAUCAACAUGAUUACGUCCCCUGUUGAAGCUCCCAUUUUGCUUUGUGGCAUUUUCAUUCUCUAGAUUUUAAACUUUUUCGUGGUGUUUGACUUAUGCAUGGUGUGCUUGUAUAUAGUUUUAAUGUGAACUUUUAUGAUAAAAUAAAUGGUGAUUUCUUAUCUUGGUCAUUAUUAUACUAUUACUUGCACCAUGGAAGAAUUUAUCAGUAAUUCCUGCCAUACUGGCCAAGGAAUUCUGGGAGUUAAGCCCACAAGUCUUAAAGUUGCCAAGUUUGGAGACCCCCGGUAUGAAUGAUAGAAUUUGUUUUCACAAGGCAAGAAGCUAUGUGGUGUGAACACAGAGAAAUUUAGUGCAGGUGCUCAUGGUACACAACACGAGGCUGGGAAAUUCCAAACUUGGGUCCCCUUCCUCCCUUUUUCCAGCAGGAGGUUUCUUGCAACAAAAGUUCCAGACGAACCUGCUGAGUCCCAGGUGUUCAAGAGGAAGUUUGUUAAAAGCAGCACAAACCAAUCUCAAUGAGUAUACUUAGAAAAGCUGAUUUGAAGAGCUGCAAACACAAGGAGGGAGCGUGUUAAGGUGGAAUAGCUACCAAAAGUUUGGUUUGCUUUCUAGAAUUUGUGAAGCCAGAACAAUUAAAAGUGCUUCUCCUGGGAUAUUUUCCAUGCAAAGUUACGGGGUGAAUGUAGGUUAGAAAAUCAGGCUGGGAGAAGAGAGGUUUCCUAUCUCUGGGACAUCUGCAGAUCCCUAUUCCCAGGCCAUCGACUUCUUGAAAAAA
This is a messenger RNA of Pseudonaja textilis, 5346 nucleotides long. The record is from RefSeq and is a predicted model, not a curated record. Lineage: Eukaryota; Metazoa; Chordata; Lepidosauria; Squamata; Elapidae.